CCUUCUCAUAAGUCUCAUAAUCAGAUUUCAGAAGCAUUUAAGUUACUCUGCUGCUUCUCUUUACCAAAAGGCCUAAAAGGCAUCUUCUUGUUGGUCUUGGUUUUUAAACAGUAUGGAAGAAUCUGUUAAGCUCAGGAGGGAUAGCGCCAUUCUUGGUUUGGUUUUAGAUCAUGUAUUGCGCUAUCCAUCCUGAGUUUCAUGGCUUCUUCUUGCUCUCUCUCUCUCUCUCUCUUCUUUGCAGCCAAGCCAGGGGAUUGAAGCUUGUAGCCUUGAUUUAAAAACUGAAGUGUUAAUGGAGUGAGUGGCUGGGGAGAACAGCACUAAUAGAGAACAACCAUGAACGUAUGCAGACGCAAAAUGUAUACAACCAGCGCUAGUUAAUAGAUAGAGAAUAACAAUGAACAUAUGCAAAACAUAUAAGAACAUCGCUAGUAUAGAGAACAACCAUGAAAUAGGAGCUCUUCUCAGAUAUGUCUGUUCAUCUUCUCCCAAAAUAAAAACAAAGAACGUGAGAAUCAGGCAUAGGAGGGUGAGAUUUUUUAUGGGGUUUGGUAUUUAUAUCACCUACUCAAAAGUACCACACAAUACAUCAUUUAAUGAAAUACUUCAAAAUCGGUAAGUUUUUGAAUACCACGGUACUUUGUCUUAUCUUUUAAAAGUCCUAAUUGAAUAUCACCAGACUUGUAUUUAUGAUUUAAAAAUCCUAAUUGAAUACCACCAGAUUUUUAUUGAUUACUUACAAAUCCUAAUUGAAUACCACUGGAUUUUUAAGCUGCAAAACAAUCCAUUAAAAUCUCAAUUGAAUACAACCCCUAAAAAUAGCAUUGUUUAAUUUCAUGACCCAUUGGGCUUCAAUUCAUGGCAACCAUACACUUUUUAGCCGCUCCGUAGGCCCGUUAGGCCCAACAAGAGAUAUUUUCAGAGCGCCAAAUCUAACCGUUAAAAUCGUAAAUAAGAUAAAACAACACAGAAACAUAUGGUUGCAGGCCUUCCUCAGCAUUACACACUGUUUCUUCAUAAAAGGAGUCUUCGUUUUGUCUGUUUAAGAAAUUUGAAAUGGCGAGUGGUCUCUCACACCACCUUCUCUGUAUAUAUUCUUCAAAAACCAACCCACCAUUUUCUAAAACACAAGCACUGAUCAGAAACCCAAAACGUUCCAUUGGUCUCCGGACCCUCCUCAAGUCAUCGUCUCCCAAAAACUCCAACACUUCACUGCAAAGCUCGCCGGAAGAACCAAAGCCCAUUGUCACUCCUAAACGGACCAAUCGCCCCGGCCCAAACCCACCUUCCAAAUUGUCUUAUUUUGACUCCUUCUUCAUUCGGCUUCGCCGCUUAAGAGAUGAAAGUUUUAUGUUUGAUGGGAUUGCGGCGGACAUUUUGUCAAUUGCUUUGCCUGCAGCUCUGGCUCUGGCUGCUGACCCCAUCACCUCUUUGGUUGACACAGCCUUUGUUGGGCAUUUGGGGUCUGUUGAAUUGGCAGCAGUUGGGGUGUCUGCUUCAGUAUUCAACUUAGUUUCUAAAUUGUUUAACGUUCCAUUGCUCAACAUCACCACAUCUUUUGUUGCUGAAGAGCAGGCAUUGGCUAUUAAGGCCGAGGAUAGUUCAAAUUCAAUUGGUCCUGAUGAUUGCCAGGGUGAUAGCCAAAGCAAGAAGCUCCUUCCCUCGGUAUCAACUUCGUUGGCUCUUGCUGCCACCAUUGGCAUUGCUGAAGCUGUUGCACUUUUUCUUGGCUCGGGUGUGUUGAUGAAUGUCAUGGGUAUACCUGCUGAUUCACCCAUGCGAAUACCUGCCGAGCAAUUUCUUGCCCUAAGGGCAUUUGGUGCUCCACCCAUUGUAAUUGCACUUGCUGCACAAGGCACAUUUCGUGGAUUUAAGGACACGAAGACACCUCUGUAUGCCGUUGUUGCUGGCAACGUACUUAAUGCUGUAUUGGAUGGGAUAUUGAUAUUUAUUUUCAAUUUUGGAAUUCGCGGUGCCGCUAUUGCUACGGUGAUUUCUGAGUAUUUGAUCGCUGCUAUUCUUCUGUGGAAGUUGAAUAGCAAAGUGUUCCUUGUCCCUUCUUAUAUUGAUGGGAGAAGAAUCAUAGGUUACCUUCAAUCUGGGGGUCUUCUUAUUGGCAGAAGCUUAGCAGUGGUGUUAACUACGACACUAGCCACAUCCGUGGCAGCUAGAGAGGGCCCUAUACCUAUGGCUGGUCAUCAGAUUUGCAUCCAAGUUUGGUUGGCAAUAUCUUUGCUUACAGACGCUUUAGCACUUGCUGGUCAGACACUUCUUGCCAGUGGUUACUCCCAACAAAAUUAUGACCAAGCACGCCGAGUUAUAUAUAGAGUUAUACAGCUUGGCCUAGUGAUGGGAACUGGUUUGGCAGUUAUAUUGUUCAUCAGUUUUAAACCGUUUUCUAGCUUAUUCAGCACAGAUCCACAAGUUCUUGCAAUUGCAUGGUCUGGUAUAUUGUUUGUUGCUGGAUCUCAGCCAAUAAAUGCUCUAGCAUUUGUUCUUGACGGACUGUACUAUGGAGUUUCAGAUUUUGGAUAUGCUUCCUAUUCGAUGGUACUUGUAGGACUGAUUUCUUCAAUCUUCAUUCUUGUUGCUUCUCCUGCUUUUGGCCUUGCUGGAGUCUGGACUGGGUUGUUCCUCUUCAUGGCAUUGCGUGUAAUAGCUGGAAUGUGGAGGUUGGGCACAAAGAGUGGACCAUGGAAAUUGGUCUGGGAUAAAAGGAAGCUGGAAAGUUAGUGUGACAUAGGCUCAAUCUCCUAGUAAAGGAGAACACAAACUAAUCAGGGGAUUUCGAACACAAGUAACUGCUCCAAGGUUUGAUGCUGAUGGAGUAAUCUGUUGUCUCUGCUCCAGUGAUGACAUGGGUUAUGUUCUGGUGGUCAAGGGCCAAUCCAAUUACUAAGACCGGCCAGAUCAACAAGAAGGUGGCUUUUAUUGAGCUUCUGGCUACUCACUGGAUUUAGUAUGCGAAGGACGCAGAAGUUGAUCAGAGUUCCAAACCAAGAUUUCUUCCCUUCCAUACUUAACCAGGUUCUUGUAGUUUAGGGGCUUUUUGAAUUUUGUAUAUAAAUUAAUGCUGUUCAUGUUUCUCACAACUGUAGCCCCCAAAAUGUCUCAGAUAUAUACAUUUUCUCAAGGAAAAAAGGCAACCAUUUGUGACAAAAUAAUAUCAGAUGAUUUAUGAACAGUUUUAUUGUAAGGAA
This is a messenger RNA of Prunus avium (sweet cherry), 3200 nucleotides long. RefSeq names its product MATE efflux family protein. Gene Ontology annotation, biological process: transmembrane transport. Gene Ontology annotation, cellular component: membrane. The record is from RefSeq and is a predicted model, not a curated record. Gene Ontology annotation, molecular function: antiporter activity; xenobiotic transmembrane transporter activity. NCBI's taxonomy places the organism in Eukaryota, Viridiplantae, Streptophyta, Magnoliopsida, Rosales, Rosaceae.